Baudoinia panamericana UAMH 10762 is the source of this 1199-nucleotide messenger RNA. RefSeq lists its product as uncharacterized. Bases 230 to 943 code for a protein of 237 amino acids. NCBI's taxonomy places the organism in Eukaryota, Fungi, Ascomycota, Dothideomycetes, Mycosphaerellales, Teratosphaeriaceae. The record is from RefSeq and is a predicted model, not a curated record. The transcript is spliced from 2 exons.
GGUCUGGGCCGUCCAGCACACGCACCCAAGUUACGCAACGGUUUCCGAUCAAUAUGGGAGGCCUACCCUUUGCAAACCUGUUGGCUCGUAAGAGCAUCAUGCGGGGUUGCAACAGACUUCCGCGGACUCCAAGAUAAAAAGCCUCUUACCACCCACCAGUUUUACAACACCGUUCUCAAUCCAACUUUCUUUGACCGUUACCCGUUCGGCUCAUUAGAAACUCUACAUCAUGCCCGGAAAGACCCUUCUCAUCCUAGGCUCCGGACCAGGUAUCGGCGUCGCGGUCGGUCAAGUAUUCAGCGUCCGCGGCUUCACACAUAUCGCCCUCGUCUCGCGCGAUAGCAACCGUCUGAAGGAAGACCAGGACAAAGUCCUGGACGCCAUCCAGGAGCGAGGUUACAGCUGCCAAGUCAAGACAUGGGCCUGCGACCUCACCGACCUGAAUGCGCUGAAAAGCCUACUGAACGAGAUUGAGGACUUCGGAUCGCUCGAAUGUGUAUUCUUCAACCCGGCUAGGGUGGCGGGUAAGCCGCCACUUGAGGAAAGCACGGAGAUGAUUCUGAAGGAUUUCACGCUUACCAACCUCGCACUUUACGAAACGGCCAAAUGGGCGAUCCCGCUCCUCAAGCAAGCAUCAUCCGACAGCUCGCCAUCGUUCAUCGUCACAAGCACCAACCAGCUCUGGAAAGAGCCUUUCCCAGACCUAGUCUCGUUGUCGAUGGUGAAGUCCGCCCAACGCGCUUUGGUGCUAUCUAUCCACGCCAAGUUUGGCGAGGACGUACACGUUGCGCUGCUGAGUGUUGGUGGCGUCGUGUCGCCGGCGAAGAAGAACCUCAGUCCGAUGAGUAUUGCCGAGAGGUGCUAUGAGCUGUACAAGCAGCCGAAGGGAAAGUGGGAGAGGGAGAUUGAGAUUACUGCCGCUGAAGGUGAGGAGGUCUCCUAGAACGGUUUCGGAAGUAGACAAGUUAUGACCUAGCCGAUUCCGCGCACGCGAUGUAGCCUCAAUUUGUAUAGAGUAAUAGAACGACUCGGACCAUCAUGCGUGGCGGCGGGGUCCUCUUGGCCGUCAAAUGAUGUGAUUGGACCCGAUGACGGAGCUCAACCCAAAGCCUCCACUAUUUGCGAGUACUUCUCCGAGGUUCCAUGUCGCAAUUGUAUCUCCAGGGCCGACUGAUCUCUUCCUGCCACCGCUUAGGACG